This is a messenger RNA of Psylliodes chrysocephalus, 4592 nucleotides long. The record is from the annotation of a GenBank genome assembly. NCBI's taxonomy places the organism in Eukaryota, Metazoa, Arthropoda, Insecta, Coleoptera, Chrysomelidae.
AUUGCUAAAGAAUCAGUUAGCUCACUCGGACCAGUUGAAAGUUCCAAAAUAACAUCCACUCCAGAGGCGAGUUCGGAUAUAGUCAGGGGCUGGAGCGGGACAAAUUUUAGGGUGCUUUUAAAUGACAUUUAAGCGUGUUAAACUGUCACUAAUCGGACUAAACAUCUAUGGACUAAACCGAACGCUAAAAGCGUCGUUUGGAGUUAAAAGUGUUAAAGGAGUUAAAGGAACUUGGCAGACCGAACGCAAUGUCUGUGUAUCAACAUCAACUGUAAAUAGUGUCAAAUAUCAGUGUCAUAAAUUUACAAAAGGGAAAAAAUACAAAAUAGAUUUUGUACAAAAAACAUUUUUAAAAACUGGCGUAUAUUUAGUACUUUAGCUAUUAAUAAGAAUAAAUUUGUAAAAUAAGAAAAUGGCUCCCCAAAUGAAGAAGAUUAAAACAUAUGGACCAUCAAAUACUAGCUUAGUCAAUAACUCUGUAGAUGCAUUUAAUGUUUUAUUUAGUAAUCAUAAGCGAAAGACUAUAAUUAAAAAGAAAAGAAAGAAAAUGGAACAUCUAACAAAAGAAUUGCUUACCAGACCAAAAUUUACAUCAGGUCUAACAAAUGAUUCUUUUCAAAUAUCAAUGAAUGACACAUUUGAUAAAGUAAAGCAAUCUGUUAAUAAAUCAAAAUCAUUAAAUAAAUCAGAGGUAGGACGUUUUAUUUCAGAAGAUAUUACCAUUCAUUCACCGAUUUUGUUGAGACGCAGAAAGAACUUUUUAGACAGCUCCAAUUCAUUGCAAAUAUCUGAAAUAUCAGAUUCAUAUGAAAAGACCCAUCUAAAAAUUCUUAAAGGACCAUCUGAAGAUAAAAUAGAUGGAAGUUUGGAAAUUGAGGUACUAGAAAAUAAACAAUAUCUUAGCUCUUUGAGUUACAUUAAUGUUGAAAAGACAGAAAACUCCCUCAAAAUAUCGAAUAGUUUAAACUGUUCAAAAUUGGGUGCUUCAAUAGAUACUUUUUCAAAACAUUUAGCCCAUUGUAGUACCCCUGUAUCACAAUUUAAACAUCCAAAUUUAAUCAAUCAAACAGUGUCUCCUGCAAAAAUUAAUUCACUUGUACAUGAGGAAAGUAGUAUGUUUCACACACAAAGUAAAAAUCUUAAUAAGACUGAGAAUAGAAGCAUGGAUAGAAAUAAGUAUGUAGAAUCUGAAAGUUCUGAUAAUAAUACUCCUCAAAAGAGAAAGAGUUUCAUAACUUUAAGAAAAAGAAAAAUAUUAAAGACGAAUGUACAAGAUGUGAAAAAUAAAAGUCUGAGAAAAUACUUAACAUCAACACUGCCAUCUUCCAGUUACUUUGAAAAGAACCUAGAAUCUUUUAAUGACAGUGAAAAGCAAGGAUUUGCUUUAACAACAAGCUUAGAUUCUUUUGCUAAAUUUGAGAAUAAAAUUGCUUAUAUUUCCAAAAAACUCGACUCAAAAGAUAAUUUUGUUACUAAAAGGAGAGCUAUUAGCAAAGAAAUUUUUGAAUCAAAUGAUCUGUCCUUUGGGUUAGAAAAUGGUAAAUAUUUAGAAACCAAUAAAAAAAUUGAAAAAGAAAUUGAGAAUAAAAAAAAAAUGUUUAUCGAGUUGCAAAGGCUGCCUCUCAUUUCAACAAACUCUUCUACCAAAUUGGAAUCAGAUUUUGAAAAAUUCUAUUCACACAAUAUUUCCAGCGAAUUAGCUGACACAAAAUUAGAAAAUAAGACUGAUAACUCUUUAGAAAAAUUCGAACAAUUUUAUACCAGUAAUUAUAUUUGUAGUCAGAACAGUGAUCAAUGUGCAGAAAUAUCUUUUCUAACUUCUAAAAAAACAUCAGCACAAUGUGACAGUUUAGAAGCAAACAGAGAUGAAUUUGAGAAAUUUUAUGUGAGCCAUUAUAGCUGUAAGGAAGACACUAUUCAAAAAAAUAUAAUAAUUAAAGAUUUAAGAGUAAACAUAAUUAAAGAGUCUUUAAGAGCACAAAAAAAUAAAAAUAUUUUGGGAGUGUCCAAUGAUUUAAAUACUGAUAAUAUUGAGAAGGAAAUAAUCAAUGAGACUGACAACAUUGAAAAUACUAACGGAGUGCCAAGGAGUAAUGAUGAAAUAAUUGAUCUCACUGAUAGUACUGUGGAAAAUAUAGAGCCUCAAGGUAAUUUAACAAAUGGUUCUGGCCAUAAUAAUAGGAUAUUAAGGAUAGAAUUGACACGAAAUAACUUUAGUGAUCUGAUGACUGCACCUACAAAUGAUUCAGAUAGUACAGUUAAAUGUAUCAUGUCAAACAAUACAAGUACAAAUUACGAGGAUCAUUAUGAUAUAUGCAACUUUCCUUUGCCUACUGUGGAAGAUAUUGGUGCUGAUCAGGAGAAAUUUUUUAAUUUAGUUGAUGAAGAAAGCUUAGAUGUUAUAGAAAGUUCUUAUAUUGAAAGUCAACUUUUAGACAAAUCUAAAAAGAAAACUACAAAAAAUUCAUUGAGAUCAAAGACUUCUGCAGGAGGCACUAAGUGUGAGAAAUUACAGACAUCUUCUGAAAUAACUCCAAAUAAAUCAACUAAAAGUGGCACAAUUCAGAAUUUGCACCAUUCUUCAAUAACUACUACAUCUUUAUGCCAAAAAAUAGUAAAUAAUUCCUGUGGUAUUAUAGACAGAUCUAGAGUUUCAAGGAACACAGUAUUCGAUAAAGGCAGUUUUAAGAUGCCAAAAUCGCCACCAAUCCACCUGAAAGGUGGUAAGAGUUGGAAACGGUCUAUGUCUAUUUACAGAAAUAGUAUUGGUGGUUUUUCAAAAGAAGAUGGCCGCAACUCAUAUUUAGCAAAAACUUGCCCUAAGGGUAAACUGACUAGAUUGUCAAAUCAAAGAAGUCGGAGAUUGUCAAUAUGUUUAGUUCCUAUGUUAAUAAUUGAUUUAGAAAAAACUAUUCAAAACCCUUUAGUAGAAUACGCCUUAAGUAAUAGUUAUGUGCCAGAUCAAAUUAUUGAAGGUAGUUUGGAAGAUAGCUUUAGAUGUUUAUCGUUGAAUCACGUCAACACACUUAACAAGAAGAGUCAAUUGGACCAAGUACCGAUCAGUGCAAAAGACAUCGUUUUAAGAAAAUGUGGACAGACAGAGCCGUUGGAAUUUUCAAAAUGUUUUCCGGACAGUAUUCUAUCAAAUUGUCAAAAAAUUGGCGAGGGGGUCUUUGGAGAGGUAUUCCUCUUCAGAAAUCCCAAAGGAGGUACUUCAGUCAUCAAAAUAGUACCAGUAGAGGGCGACCUAAUAGUUAACGGGGAGAGACAAAAAAAAUUUGAAGAAGUUUUAUCAGAAAUUAUUAUAACAAUGGAGCUAAGUAAUUUGAGAAACAAUAAAAGAAAUGGAAUACCAGCAUUUACGGAAGUUCAAAAAAUACAAUGCGUCCAAGGGAAAUACCCAGAGAAGUUAGUUUUCCUUUGGGAUGAGUUCGACGAAACCAGACAUUCUGAAAAUGAUUGUCCUGAUAUGUUCAGGAACGACCAGCUUUACAUAGUUUUCCAAAUGGCAUAUGGUGGAAAGGAUUUGGAAUCUUUUGAAUUCAAUAAUGCUAUGCAGGCAUACUCCAUGUUCCAGCAGGUUGCAAUUGGUCUGGCGGUAGCCGAAGAAGAACUCCAUUUUGAACAUCGGGAUCUCCAUUGGGGUAACGUGCUCGUAUCUGCCGUUGAAACCAACAAAAUUGCCUCGUUUAACUUGAACAAUCGAAACUACGAACUUCCGACCCAGGGAGUCGAAGUUGCCAUAAUUGAUUUUACCCUGUCCAGAAUCGAACACAAUGGUGUGGUUAUUUUUAAUGAUUUGAGCAUGGAUCCGGAUUUGUUUGUUGCCGAGGGGGAUUACCAGUUUGAUAUAUAUCGACUGAUGCAGGAUAAAAACAGAAAUAAUUGGAAAGACUUUGAACCAUUUACCAACCUCUUGUGGCUACACUACAUCCUAGACAAAGCCAUCAGGGCUUUGCGAUACAAAAACAUCAAAUCCAAAAAGCACCGGGAUUAUAUAGGUAAACUAAAAAUGCUCAAAGAAAACGUUCUGUGCUAUCACAACGUCAAAGAAUUUGUAUUUGCAAAAUUGUUAGAAAUAAUGUAAUAUUUUUUUAUGUUCAAUUUUAGUUAUUGUGUGUUUGAAUUUCAACGUUUUUUGUAAUUAAAUUAAAAUAGAUGCUAUAUUUAUGAUUUAUUUCGUGCACCUGUCAAAAUUAAGGUUAAAAUCGGUAUAUCAAUUCGUCGCUGGAAAGACAAAGAGACGUAACUUCAAUUUAACUAUUUUACAGGAGACUCAAUUAAACUUUGUGUAUAGUGUAUUGUAUAUGCAGUGUAUCUCGUUUUCUUUAAGGAGAGAUACGCGCCCCUUUGUCACAUCAUGGAUAUCCACUUUUAACAGAUUUGUGGUGGUCUUAAUUUUAAAAAAUGGGGUAUUUUUCAACUUGCGCCCCUUUCCAGCGACGAAAUAAUUUGACUUUGACAUAUAUCGUCGGUCUAAUUUUAAAACCUCGUAAGUCACUAUUGCCCAUUUUUACAAUUUCGGAACACGCAUCGAUUUUUUAAAGAUAAUUUAACUACAACUAAGAAAUAUAUUAUUUUUUUUUUUUUUU